CGGAGCGCCUCAGCCGGCCCGAGCGGCGGCAGCGGGGCCGCUCCGCGCGUUGGGUUUGCGGCUCUUGACACGCGGAGUCUGAAAUGCGAGUUUUGGCAGAGCUGGCAGCUGUCCCAAUUCCCUUGCCUGUACCUAUGCAGUUCACCUGGCUCUUGGUGACACAUCUGAUAUUGCACCAGCGAAAUACUCAGUCCUGCAACAAUACCUACAUAAAAGCUUGGCUGUAAUAAAUUAAGCUUUUAAAAAAACUCUUAUUCCUGAAAAUGGAUUUUCGAUUUGAUUUUGCUGUUGAUGAAAAUGAGAGCAGUGAGGCAGAUGCUCACUUCUUACUGCUGUGCUCCCCAGAACACAAGCAGGAAUCCAGGGAGAAGAGCAGGGGAACUGCCGAUCUUGCAGCAAAGUCCAGCCCGAAGCUGGCUGCUGCUAAGCACCAGGAUGAGGCAGCUUUGAAGAAAAACCUCUGCGUGAAAGCUGCCAAGGAGCACAGCAUUCCCCAAGAUUUCAACAAAUUAUUGGAAAAUAAAGUAAUGGAAACAGUAUUGGACCUGUCUUGUGUAAAGCUGUCUGCAGUGGAAAUGAUGUGUUCAGGGGACGCUGACAGCGAAGGCAUCGUGUCCAAAAGUGUUUCUUCUCACUCUGAUCUCAUCCCAGGAGUCUACGAAGGAGGGCUGAAAAUCUGGGAAUGCACCUUUGAUCUCAUGGACUACUUUUCUGAGGCUGAAAUAGAAUUUACCAACAAGACUGUAUUGGAUCUUGGCUGUGGGGCUGGAUUGUUGGGAAUCGUUGCUUUACAGGGUGAAGCUGCCAGAGUCCAUUUUCAGGACUACAACACCACGGUGAUCGAUGAAAUAACCUUGCCCAAUGUGGUGGCCAACUGUAUCAGCGAAGGCAGGAGGAUGGGCAGUGGCAAGGACAGAAAAGCCAGCAAGCCUCCUUCAAAGAGGCCCAGGAAAGCAGAGGGCUCACCUGAUGUGCUCAACAGAUGCAGAUUUUUUUCUGGAGAGUGGUCUCAAGUCAGCCAGCUCCUGUUAAACAGCAAACCCUGUUUGAAGUAUGAUAUAAUUCUCACCUCUGAGACCAUCUACAAUCCUGACUACUACAGUGCUUUGCAUGAUACACUGGCUCAGCUCCUGGACAGAAAUGGCUGUGUGUAUUUGGCGAGCAAAGUGCAUUAUUUUGGAGUUGGUGGUGGCAUUUAUCUCUUUGAGAAAUUCAUUGAAGACAAAAACAUGUUUAAAACCAGGAUGGUUAAAACAGUUGAUCAGGGUCUGCAGCGAUGCAUUAUGGAAAUUACCUUUAAAAAUUCCUGUUAAAAUUAAACUACUGAUCUUCCAAAAA
Onychostruthus taczanowskii (white-rumped snowfinch) is the source of this 1338-nucleotide messenger RNA. It is a transcript of the gene METTL18, whose product is annotated as methyltransferase like 18. Gene Ontology annotation, molecular function: protein-L-histidine N-tele-methyltransferase activity. Lineage: Eukaryota; Metazoa; Chordata; Aves; Passeriformes; Passeridae. The coding region runs from base 264 to 1313 and encodes 349 amino acids. The transcript has 2 exons. Gene Ontology annotation, biological process: peptidyl-histidine methylation, to form tele-methylhistidine. The record is from RefSeq and is a predicted model, not a curated record.